Messenger RNA from Gossypium raimondii (Peruvian cotton), 741 nucleotides. RefSeq names its product protein SPIRAL1-like 5. The coding region runs from base 99 to 416 and encodes 105 amino acids. Gene Ontology annotation, biological process: cortical microtubule organization. The transcript is spliced from 2 exons. NCBI's taxonomy places the organism in Eukaryota, Viridiplantae, Streptophyta, Magnoliopsida, Malvales, Malvaceae. The record is from RefSeq and is a predicted model, not a curated record. Gene Ontology annotation, cellular component: cortical microtubule, transverse to long axis.
AAUACACAGACCUAACAUAUAUUAGGGUUUUUAUUCCCUUUCUUUCUUUCCCUUGUCUGAAGUUUACUUGUUAGCUAAAUCCUGCAGUAACCAAAACUAUGAGUAGAGGUGGGAGCUACGGAGGCGGCCAAAGUUCCUUGGGCUACCUCUUUGGUGAUGAUGAGCAGCAAAGUGCACCAACUGUGGCACCACCUAUCCAGCCCCCAUAUGGGAUAGAUGUUACCGCAGAGAUGCCCCCAGCUCCCAAUAAAUCAAGUUCAAAGAACCAGAAAGAGAAAAACUUCAGCAACACCAACAAUUACCAUAGGGCUCAAGGACAGAAUUCAGGGAACUUCAUAACUGAUCGCCCAUCAACAAAAGUUAAGUCGGUUCCUGGUGGAGAUUCAUCUCUGGGUUACCUGUUUGGUGAGAAGUAAUGCUUCCUCCUUUAUAAGUUUAAGUAUAUUGCCUGAUUGCCUGCAGUUCUCAAUAGUAUGUCUGCAGUAGUACUGCUGGCUAAAUAAUGGAUUCAGUUCCCCUAUCAGUGUUGAACUUGCAGUGCUUCGUCUACUACUAUAUUAGCAUGAUGUGGUAUUAAGCUUUUCAUAAAUUAAUCUGCCAGAGAAGUGGAUUUCAGUAAUGAAGCAUACAGGUAAAACAAUGUAUGGUUUUACUUUUACCAGAUUUGCAUAAUAAGCAGAAGUUCAAGUUCCUGCCAAUGCGUAUAAUAUACAUAUAAACCUUGAGCAGUGCACUAAGGAA